This is a messenger RNA of Lichtheimia ornata, 405 nucleotides long. RefSeq lists its product as uncharacterized. Gene Ontology annotation, cellular component: nucleus. The transcript has 4 exons. Lineage: Eukaryota; Fungi; Mucoromycota; Mucoromycetes; Mucorales; Lichtheimiaceae. The record is from RefSeq and is a predicted model, not a curated record. Gene Ontology annotation, biological process: DNA-templated transcription. The coding region runs from base 1 to 405 and encodes 134 amino acids.
AUGGAUCAGAUUAGGCGAAAAAGCGCAGAAUUACUAGAGGAAGCACUAUGUGACAGCCCUGCACCUGCACAUGCAACAGCUGACGAAGCCUGUUCAAUGGCCAAGUGCAUUGAGAAGGAAAUCUAUGCAGCGAAUCACAAUCAAAUCAACAACGAAUACAAAGAGUCGAUACGAUCCCAUAUCUAUAAUCUUCGAGAUACAAAGAACCCACUACGACAGCAUGUACUUUCGGGAUCUAUCAGCCCGGCCGAGUUGGCACACAUGACAACAAAAGAUAUGGCUAGCCCCGAGCUUCGAUUGGAAACAGAGCAACUACGACGAAGGUCGAUAGCAGAUUCUAUGGAAUAUGACACAAUCCAACCUCGACAUCGUGAACAAGAUAAUCCAGAUGAGGAUAAACAAUAA